Messenger RNA from Fusarium sp. VM40, 588 nucleotides. NCBI's taxonomy places the organism in Eukaryota, Fungi, Ascomycota, Sordariomycetes, Hypocreales, Nectriaceae. The record is from the annotation of a GenBank genome assembly.
AUGGCUCCUCAACCACCAGGCCUCAAGAAGCCUUCCGCUCGCACCCUCCGCCACCAGCGCGUAACAGGCCAAAUCCACCCUCUCACACCCGCAAAGGUCUUCCGCGACGACGCCGCCGUGACCGACUCCUUCCUGUCCAGCAAGCGCGACAAGCGCCUCAUCAAGCACUCGUCCUUCGUUUCGCGCAUCGCCGAUUCCUCACGCAUCUCAAAGUCCACCAAGCGCCGCCGCCCCUCCAAAAAGCUCGCCACCACGCUCGACAGCCUUGCAGAUGCGCUGCCCGAGCUGGAGGAGGCUGAUGCCGCGCAGCAGGGAAAGAUUCGCCACAACAGUUUGAAGAGCAAGAGGGGUGCGCUCAAGAGGAAGGAGAGGGUUGUUAAGGGUGAGAUGGAGAGGUUUGGGGUUAGUAUGGCGCAGUUGACGGCGCAGGAUGGUGCGAAGACGGCGGUUGUUAAGGACGAUGAUGAGGGUAUGGUUGGGGCGGAUAAGACUGCUCCUCCUGCGGCGACUGCGAACCGAUGGGCUGCGUUGAGAGGGUAUAUCUCUUCGACGAUGGAGCAGAACCCUGCAUUUACGGCAAAGGACUGA